AUUUCUGGAAGUAUGAGUAACAACGUGCUCGCGAGCACGUCGUUCUCGAGAAGAAACUGGCACGGUGCACCUGAAUGGAUAAAAGAUGACGGUCUCUUAUCAGUACCAGGUCGCCAGUUCCACCAGCGGUGGAUUCACCAGGCUCCUGCUUAUGUGGCGCGGUUCCCUGUACAAGCUCAUCUACAGGGAACUGCUGCUUUUUUUACUUGUCUUCGGUAUCUUGUCCGCGCUCUAUCGCCACGCCUUCACUGCCACGCAAAGAAGGGAAUUCGAACAAGUCGUCAUCUACUGCGACACCUUGAUCAAAUUGAUUCCGUUGAGUUUCGUGCUUGGAUUUUAUGUGUCCUAUGUGGCGCAGAGAUGGUGGAAGCAAUACACAGCAAUACCAUGGCCCGACAAGGUGAUGCAUCUCGUCGCGCUCUACGUCACGGGAAACGACGAUUACAGUCGUAUGCUGCGCAGAGCCCUGAUGCGUUAUCUAAACCUCUCGUUGAUACUUGUACUACGUUCCAUAAGCUCGGCGGUGAAGAGACGAUUUCCCACUCUCGAUCACGUCGUUGAUUCCGGCUUCAUGACCACGCUGGAGCUCCAAUUGUACCAGUCGGUGCCGAGUGUCGAAUUUAACACCUAUUGGAUACCCUGCACAUGGUUCAUUAAUCUCCUCAAGGAGGCACGCAAGACCCAUCGGAUAUCCGAUGCGCAAGGUUUAAAGCUAAUAAUGGAGGAAUUCAAUGAGUUUCGGACGAAGUGCGGCCUCUUGUGGAGCUACGACUGGGUGUCAAUUCCUUUGGUGUACACUCAAGUGGUGACACUCGCUACUUAUAGUUUCUUCGCAGUCGCCGUAAUCGGACGACAAUACAUUGAGGGCGUCGAGAAACAAUUUCAACUGAAAAUAGACAAAUACGUGCCCAUUUUCACGAUUCUGCAAUUCUUCUUCUUUAUGGGACUAUUGAAGGUAGCUGAACAGCUGAUAAAUCCUUUCGGCGACGACGAUGAGGAUUUCGAGCUGAACUGGCUGAUCGAUCGUCAUACCAAGGUAUCGUACCUCGGAGUGGACACGUUGAUGAAUCGCUGUCCACCGCUCGUCAAGGAUAUUUACUACGACUCCGAAGAUGUGAGCCUGCCAUAUACGGAAGCGGCUGCAGCGUACAAGAAGAAGACUUAUCGCGGUAGCGUGGCGAACAUGAUGGUGCCCGAAGAGAAACAGAUGAUGUUUUUGCCCGAAAUUUUGGAAGAGGAGGAGGAAUGCACGACAAUUUUGACACCUCGUACUUCCACUGCCAGUUUAACGAACCCGAAUGACAAUCCAGUGAACGAAAUGCGCCAGAUCAGCGGGUCCCCUUCAACAUCUGCGAAGAUGGCUCGCAAUUGUUCCGAAACGAUUAUGCAGCUGGAUGGUCAAGAGCAACCACCGAUCGAAACGGAGCAACGACGGGUAAUAGUCGAGGCUGUCCGGAAGUUCACUUUGUUGACGAAGAGCUCGGCAUCUCGCUCUGGGAAACCCUUCUUUCCGGUUCUAACGAAAACUCCUAAGUCAGUGUUGCGUCCUUGGCCGAGCGCUACGAACAUCCAACAUCCUGCUCAGAUAUCGUCGAUUCCGACGCCUGCAAUUCCUACGUCGACUAUCGUUGAGAUUGAAGGUCCAUGGGCGAAAGAUUCGUUCAAGAGCUUGCAUCGUCGGCCUUCCAUGGACUCCGAGGGACGACCCAGCGUUUCAUCGCAGAAUGAGAAGAAGCAAGAAGGUGUCGUGAACUCGGCAUUUGCGGAAGAGAGAGUGGAUAACAUAUCGGACAUUUGUGAUUGCGAUGACACUGAGGAAGGUGAUGAUUGCUCGUUGUCCGGACCUUCACACCAGUCUCGAUGCACACGAGUCUCUUGUCAACAAUCAUUUACUUCAGAGACGAUCGAUAUGUCCGUGAUUAGUGGCGAACCAAUUAGUCUUUCGAGCAUCAAGAGUUCUUCGAAGUACUCGAUAACAAAACGAGACCGGUCGAUCAGCGAUUUCAGGAAGAAGAAGAGUAUCCUCCGGUCGAGGUUGUCUGGCAAACUAUCGAACCGCAGAAGAACCACCGAUAGCAUACCCACGGUAAGCACAAUCUUGAGUCAGACCUGGAGCUCGCCGAACCUGAGCAACUUGGAGGAGCAGGUGAAGACUGCACAAAGUGUCAAAAUUGAUUCUUCUUCUUGUAAGCAGGAGAAAGACCAGGAAGAUUAUAAAUUAUAAAUAAUGUAUUAGG
Mycetomoellerius zeteki is the source of this 2237-nucleotide messenger RNA. Its product is annotated as bestrophin-4. The coding region runs from base 86 to 2224 and encodes 712 amino acids. The transcript has 8 exons. Lineage: Eukaryota; Metazoa; Arthropoda; Insecta; Hymenoptera; Formicidae. The record is from RefSeq and is a predicted model, not a curated record. Gene Ontology annotation, molecular function: chloride channel activity.